AUGACUUUUCAUACAAGCCUCGUAGUCCUAUGCCUGACACCCUACCCAAGCAUCGAGAACGCGGAGGAAGCCUUCGAGGGGGGGACUGGCGAGAAUCCAAUUCAACCUGGUGGCAAGGUUACUUUCACCUGCAAGCAUCCGCGAGGGUUCUCCGACGGAUCCAAGACACACGAGGCCGCUUGUUCCCUCGCAGAACCUGAUGCUUGGUGCACGACGUUUGUGAAAGAAGAAACGGCUCUCCUUUGUCCACCUCCACGUAAGCACGUUUCAAAGACAAAGCGUGAGAAGGAGGAAGUUGGUAAGGUGAUGUAUCCAGACUGCCUCCUGACAGUGAAGGGGAAAGAAUACAUGGGGAGAGUGAAUGUGACAGAGACAGGGAAAUCAUGCCUGAGAUGGGAUGCUCCCGAACUGAGAAAAAUCUAUGAUGCGGAUCCUAUAUACAAGUUCGAUGCAUAUCCGGGACUCUUGUAUGAAGAGUUUUUCUUAAACUUGAACCCAGCUUCACAUGAGAACUUCUGCAGAAAUCCAACAACGAAGGACAGACCCUGGUGUUUUGUCGAUGAUGAUGGCGAAAUCCAUUCCGAGUAUUGUCGGAUUCCCCUCUGUGAUGACAAACGUGCACCUGAGUGCAAGCUGACUCAGAAGGGAGGGGAAUACAUGGGAGUGAAGAACAUAACUAUUUCCGGCUUCCCAUGCAAUUCGUGGCUGGAUCCGAAAAACCAGGAGUAUGAGAGAAUCCAGGAAAACAAGCGCUUGACAUUUUCGGAUCCCCUCACCACCACCCACAACUACUGUCGGAACCCAAAUGGGAGUCCAGGUGGUCCCUGGUGCAGCAUCAAGGACACAGGAGGGUCCGGCAUGCAAUAUGAAUAUUGCGAUGUGCCUUUCUGUGCCCUGGAAGCUGUAGAGAGAGAGUAUGGAGAUGAAGCUCCACGCAUGUACCCAGAAUGUCGAAUGACGGAAAUGGGCAAAGAAUACAUAGGUUCCGAGAACCAAACGGAAUCGGGGAGGAAUUGCCUCUUCUGGAGAGAAUUUCGCAAGAUCGAUUUGAAUUUCAUCUCCUCCCAUCUCUCCAUCGAGGACCGCUACACUGGAUCCUCGGAGCUUACCAAGAUCUUUCGUCAUGUAUUGGAAAUGCAGGAUGGAAACUUUUGUCGGAAUCUGGCGUUGAAAGAGCGGCCCUGGUGCUUCGUGUCCUACGAUUUCAGCUGGGAGUAUUGCAACAUCCCACUCUGUCGCGGUUCCAGAGUGCCCCUGGAAUGCAAGAUCACGCACGAUGGGACUGAGUACGCGGGGUCAAUCAACGUGACGGCGGAAGGGGAGAAGUGCAUACCCUGGUUGGCCAUGACCCCCAACAGGAAUUCCGCUUUGCAAUACCUGCUGUGGUUUCCCGAUUUUGGAUUGGAUAGUCGCCAUAACUACUGUCGGAACAUACACAAGAUUUAUGAUGGACCUUGGUGCAAAACCAAGCAAAACAUGAUCAGCAGUUGCAAAAUUCCUUUUUGUUCAGAAGAGGACAAGAAACCUACUUCGGAAGAAAAAUCGGCAACGGGAAAUCUGGAAUGCCGACAGACCGAAACCGGGACGGAAUACGUGGGGACGAUGAGAAAGACUGAAACCAGAAAGAACUGUCUCCGGUGGGAUUCCCAACCCUAUGGAAAGCUGGAUGACUUCAACCCAGCUCUAACUUAUGAGGAACACUUCCAACGGAACGAUCCCUCGACGGAAGAGAACUUCUGCAGGAACCCGACAUCCAAGGAACGACCCUGGUGCUUCGUCGACGAUGCAGAGAAGAAAUGGGAAUUCUGCGACAUCCCCCUCUGCUCCAAUCACCCCUAAUGACCUGAUCGCGACUCAAACACUCCGU
This is a messenger RNA of Darwinula stevensoni, 1867 nucleotides long. The record is from the annotation of a GenBank genome assembly. Lineage: Eukaryota; Metazoa; Arthropoda; Ostracoda; Podocopida; Darwinulidae.